Cephus cinctus (wheat stem sawfly) is the source of this 2131-nucleotide messenger RNA. Its product is annotated as AN1-type zinc finger protein 2A. Bases 113 to 760 code for a protein of 215 amino acids. The transcript is spliced from 2 exons. Gene Ontology annotation, biological process: proteasome-mediated ubiquitin-dependent protein catabolic process; protein targeting to ER. Gene Ontology annotation, cellular component: cytoplasm; endoplasmic reticulum. NCBI's taxonomy places the organism in Eukaryota, Metazoa, Arthropoda, Insecta, Hymenoptera, Cephidae. The record is from RefSeq and is a predicted model, not a curated record. Gene Ontology annotation, molecular function: zinc ion binding.
UAUAAUAAAUAGAACAGUAUUUUCGGAGUAAUUUUGGACCAUAUCUUAAAUUUUGCUUUCGUUUUUCCAGUGUAUUAGCACAGAAUAACAUAAUAUUGGUCUUUGGUGUACGAUGGAAUUUCCAAACUUGGGAGAGCACUGCUCUGAACAAACUUGCAAUAGACUUGAUUUUCUCCCACUGAAAUGUGAUGCUUGUGAAUCAAUUUUUUGUACUGAUCACAUAUCUUACAUUACCCACUCUUGUCCAAGUGCUUAUAAGAAGGAUGUACAAGUUCCAGUAUGUCCAUUGUGUAAUAUGCCAAUUCCAUCGAAACGUGGAGAUCCACCAGAUUUGGCUGUUGGGCAACAUAUGGAUAAUGAUUGUCAAGCAGACUUUGGAAAGAGUCGUCGGAAAGUCUUUACCAAUAAGUGUUCAACAAAGGGCUGUAAAAUCAAGGAAAUUGUACAAGUAAAAUGCAGUGAUUGUGGAAACAAUUUUUGUUUGAAACAUAGACAUCCAACAGAUCACGCAUGCAUCGGGAGAGAAGAGGCCACCAGAUUGAGGAGACUCGAAGCUUUGAAUCGACAAACAAGUAGUAAAACAGCAGUGCAGGGUAGUACAAAUGAUUCUCAAAACAUCCGAAAUAUACAGGGAACGUUGAGUGAGGAUGAGGCCCUAGCCAGAGCACUUCAAGCAUCCUUACAGGAUGAGCAGCCACCCAGAAGACAGGGAUUGCAAGUGGUGCCUUCAAGCAGCAAAGAUAGAUGUAGACUGUCCUAAUUUUUCAAUGUACAAUGAUGAAGCACUUUUGCCAGUGACAUUCCAUUGCUAAAGCACACACAACCCAUGAAGGUCGUUGACGACAGCACCGAUGCUUACAUUCUUUUUAGAAUUGUCUUUUUAGCACAAAUAUUUCGUGUUUUGAAAUUGCUUCAUUAAGUGUUCACUGGGCAGACUCAAUGGAGAGUGCCUUAGUAGACAAAUUGAGGUUUACAAGCCGUUUUGAAUGUUCAUUUUUAUUCUGAAAAAUAUACUCACUACUUAUGAGUCACUGAUUCUACGUGCGUUUAGAGCAUGAAGAAUUAACGAACGAAAGGAUUGGAUGACGCUGUUCCUCCAUAAAAUCAUUUCAUCUGAACAAUCUCUCGGUGGUCAUAAUUGUAAGUCGGAGUAUAACAUUUUUAACAUACAUUAUACAUAUAUAUAUUUACAUCGAUACAUUUACUACGCAGUCAGCUUCAUACAAGCGUCAACUAUAUUAUAUAUUUUGUCAUAAUAUUACAAAUACAUGUAAGAAUUUGCUAUUAUGGAAUCUGCUUAUAACGUCAAUUACUAAAAAUUUUUAAGCGUUUGCUCAGCAAAGUCCAGUUGCCAGAGUAGAACAUCUAGCCAGAUGACUAUAAAAUUAUUAAUCUCCAUUAUUUAAUGAAAAAUUAACACUUACUCGUUAAAUUUCGAAUGAUGACACUAAAUAAAUAAUGUCGGACGGAAAUGUUUGAAGUAUCUAAAUGUUUAAGAAAUUCAAUGCUACACAGUUGUAUUCUUGUGUGAGCACUCAAAGUGUCCCUAUUAUGGUUUGCAAAACGUUAAUGGCAUAUACUUUAUAGGAAAAAGAAAAAAACCAUCCGAAUUUAGUUGAAUGAGUCCUUGUCCGAUCAUUGAUGAAGUGAACUAUGGUAAAGAAACCUUGAGCAUUGCAGCUUAGAGGGACAUAAUUGUACAAAUGCACAUUUUAAACAAAAAGAAUCAACAAAUUCUGUGAUAAUAAACGAUAUAUCUGAUUAAUUUCCUAAACUUAAACAAUCAAUGAACAGUUCUAGAUAUGAUUCAUCAUUACAGUUACAUUUAUUCAAAGCAUAUAUAUAUAUCUAAAAGUAUCAUCUAUAUUUCUUGUCCCCAUGAGAGUUUCUCACAGUAUCAAAAUAUUAAUGUUUGAUUAUGGUCAGCAAGUAAAUUAUUAUCCAUUUAAGGAAUUUCAAUUACUAAGACACUUUUGGUAUCUCAAGUGUCCUGUAAUAUAAAUUUAGAAAGAUUUGUCGUGUGCUGAAGUUGCCUGCCAUACAUUCCUAGAAACAUUUUCCAUUGUAAACACAGUGUUAACUUAUAAUUUGCUCACAUUGUUAUCCAUUUAAUAAAUAUUUAUUAUCAACA